This is a messenger RNA of Episyrphus balteatus (marmalade hoverfly), 931 nucleotides long. RefSeq names its product vesicle-trafficking protein SEC22b-B (gene Sec22). The coding region runs from base 195 to 830 and encodes 211 amino acids. Gene Ontology annotation, biological process: retrograde vesicle-mediated transport, Golgi to endoplasmic reticulum; vesicle fusion with Golgi apparatus; endoplasmic reticulum to Golgi vesicle-mediated transport. Gene Ontology annotation, molecular function: SNAP receptor activity. Lineage: Eukaryota; Metazoa; Arthropoda; Insecta; Diptera; Syrphidae. Gene Ontology annotation, cellular component: endoplasmic reticulum membrane; endoplasmic reticulum-Golgi intermediate compartment; ER to Golgi transport vesicle membrane. The transcript is spliced from 5 exons. The record is from RefSeq and is a predicted model, not a curated record.
UUAAUCCACGAUUUUGACGCAGCUGACGUGUUGCUAAAAAUUUAUUUCUUGCUAUCAUCGUCCCAUAAAAAGUGUUUUCAAUAUAAAAAUUAUUUUUUUUUCUUCAUCCAAAACUAAGCAAAUGUAAUUUCUUAGCUCACCUUAAACUCCUAUUGUAUUCAAAAUUUGUGUAAAAUUAAAAUAAAACCUCAAAAAUGGCACUCCUUACAAUGAUAGCACGAGUAAUUGAUGGUCUUCCACUGGUCGGCACUAUGCAAGAUGACGAACAAUCUGGUCGCAGCAUAUUAGAAUACCAAAACCAAGCAAAAAUGCUUUUUAGGAAAUUGGGAUCACACUCGCCAGCACGAUGCAGUAUUGAAACAGGACCUUAUCUAUUCCACUAUUUAAUUGAAAACGAUGUAUGCUAUCUUGUUAUGUGCGAUAAAAUGUAUUCAAAGCGAUUAGCAUUUAACUAUCUUGAAGAUCUUGCCCAAGAGUUCCAUGGGACGUAUGGUAGACGAGUUAAUUCAGUGACUCGUCCUUAUGCAUUUAUCGAAUUCGAUGUUUACAUCCAAAAAGCCAAAAAACAGCUAACAGAUAGAAGAAGAAACAUAAAUACAAUCAAUACACAAUUGCAAGAUGUCCAGAGAAUAAUGGUACAAAAUAUCGAUGAUGUUUUACAAAGAGGAACAGUUUUAUCAGAACUUGAUACGAAAACUCAAAACCUGUCAAUGAUGUCGCAGAAAUAUAAAAAAGAUGCAACAUAUUUAAAUCGUAAAUCUAUGUAUGUUAAGGCAGCAGCUGCUGGAAUUGUUCUUGUAGUGUUUAUAUUAUAUUUUUGGGUAUUAUAAGGAAAAUAGAAAAGAAAAACAAAGAAGCUAUAUAAAAAACGAACACACUGUGCAUAAAUUAUUUUUAAAAAAUAUAUUACAUUAAAAAUUCAAGAAAAACA